AUGGGGUCAGUUUUUUGUCCUAUUAUGGCUUUUGCUUUUAAUGAUUUUAUUGAUGAUAUGGGUCUCAUAAAUGUUCCUAUGAUUGGGAAGCAGUUCACUAGAAUCGACGCUAUUGGUUCCAAGUUAAGUAGGUUGGAUAGGUUUCUGGUGGAUGAAGCUUUUUAUGAUAGAUUUGACCACCUUCAAGUUUCGGUUCUUGAUAGAAGGUGGUCUGAUCAUUGCCCUAUUUUCUUGCAUGUGUCUUUGGUGGAUAAUGGUCCUUCAUCAUUUAAAUUCUUCAACUCUUGGUUAGAGCUUGAUUGGUUUUAA
Molecule: messenger RNA, 309 nt
Organism: Lactuca saligna
Lineage: Eukaryota; Viridiplantae; Streptophyta; Magnoliopsida; Asterales; Asteraceae
Source: the annotation of a GenBank genome assembly